Messenger RNA from Sycon ciliatum, 2376 nucleotides. RefSeq names its product tRNA pseudouridine(38/39) synthase-like. Gene Ontology annotation, molecular function: pseudouridine synthase activity; RNA binding. NCBI's taxonomy places the organism in Eukaryota, Metazoa, Porifera, Calcarea, Leucosolenida, Sycettidae. The coding region runs from base 113 to 1579 and encodes 488 amino acids. Gene Ontology annotation, biological process: tRNA pseudouridine synthesis; mRNA pseudouridine synthesis. The record is from RefSeq and is a predicted model, not a curated record. The transcript is spliced from 2 exons. Gene Ontology annotation, cellular component: cytoplasm; nucleus.
UCACCAGGUCACUGUUUCAUGUUUGCUGAUUUGAUUGUUUCAAUUACGUUUGUGCUCUGUGAAUGUUAUCAAGAGUUCAUCACGCCAUGUAGAUUACCCUACUCUUGAUGUUAUGUAUCGCGCCUGGUCUCGCUGUAUCCAGUGCAUCCCUCACCGCCUUGGACGAAGUUUUUCUGGGAAUUCCGCAAUGGACGCCGACCUCCUUGCUUUGUCCAAGGAAGACCUUGUUGCUCGCAUCAGAGAGCUUGAGAAAAAGCAAGGUCCACAAGCCACCACUGAGCAUCCAUCCACCGGCAGGAAGCAGAAGCAAGGAAGAAAGUUGGAUUUUGAUAAGCAUCCGCACCGUCAGAUUGCUUUGAAAGUGGCGUACUUCGGUCAAGGUUACAAAGGGCUUGCAAGCUCUAGUGAUGAUUGUGACGACCCUUCAGUGGAGACUCAAGUCCUGAACGCAAUGAAAAGAACCAGGCUGAUAGAGGAGAGGGAUAAGAGCUAUUUCACAAGAUGUGGCAGAACUGAUACCGGUGUGAGUGCAUUUGGUCAGGUGCUGUCCGUGAGAGUUCGUUGCAAACAGACGUCGGGAACAGGUGUUAUACCUGCAGUAUGCACUGGCAAGGAGCAGCAACCAAUCGAGAACCGCCCAGACGUGGUGGAUGAACAGCCCGAGGAAAUGGACUUCGUGCAUAUGUUGAACGCCGUUCUACCCGAUGAUAUCCGUGUGCUAGGCUGGUCACCAGUAGCGUGUGACUUUAGCGCUCGUUUUCACUGCUUGUCACGGACGUAUCGCUAUUUCUUCCCAGAUGCGCAGCUGGAUGUCCGGCUAAUGCAAGCGGCGGCCAACAAGUUGGUUGGAGAACAUGAUUUUCGCAACUUCUGCUACUUCAACCCAGACGUCAAGCACUAUACACGCUGUAUAGAAAGCAUCACUGUCCAAUCAGCCACCCACUUCACAUCUGCUGCAUCUGACAUGUCGAGAGAUGAUUGCCAGAUGAUGUGCUUGGAGGUGAAAGGCAAUGGUUUUCUCUACCAUCAGAUCCGAUGCAUAGUUGGCAUUCUCUUCCUGGUGGGAAACGAGCUAGAAAGCCCGGAUGUUAUUGACGCGUUACUUGAUGUGGAGCGCUUCCCUGGAAGACCAUCGUACGAAAUGGCCAUCGGAGAACCUCUGGUGUUUUACGAUGCAUGCUUUCCAGGUCUAGAUUGGCUAUGUUCUGCCAGUGCUAAGCAACGACUGACUACGCACUUGCAGAGACUGUGGCGCAAGCACGCAACACAGUUGACAAUGCUGGAUAAUCUCUACUCAGUGGUCUGCAGCACUCCAGUCCGCAGUGAUGUUAGUGAAAAGAACCCGGUGUUGUGGCGUGACCAUUCACUGAAGCCUACCUGUAUGAGCUGGAAUGUAGACAUUGUACCAAGCUUGAAGCCUGGUCAUCGCAAAAUGCACAAUUCGCUGUUAGAAAGUAAGCUGGGAGAGCCGUAUGAGAAACGCCGAGAGAAGCGUGCGCUGAUCAAAGAAUCAAGCAAGCAGCAGCAGCAGCAAGAAGAGGCCAUGGCCACUGUUGCCACAGCCACAGCAGCAGAGUAAAUACUUUCUCAUAGCUGCUGCAGCAGCUUUGGACUUUGUACUUGUGAUUGCCAUGCCUUUGAUAGGUGUCUUGGCCCCUCUUCCCUCUUGGGUGACGAACAUGGCUCACACAGCUCUCUAUGCUCCCGGAGGCUAUGCAUUGUCAGGGCUCGACCUGUAGGUGCAUUAUUUGAGUUUUAGUUCUUCCGUUUUAUUACACGCCUUGCGCCAGAGCUUCUGCUUGUCUGCUGCAUUCUCAGGUGUACAAGUACGUGUACUUUUUUUCAUAAAUUCAAAAGUUACGCACCUACUAUGGUGUGAAACCAGGGCGUCACUGGCUGCACCCCUUCAUCUAUCCCAGUACAUAGCCUGGUACAGUAGUUCAUCAGCACAUGAUGCACUGUCUGUAGGUAGCCCUUGCUCUGCUCUGCAUUCAAUUAGGUGCAUCUGUACAUAUACUGAUGUAGGUCUCUAAAUGAUUAUCUUUUCCAAUGCUUUUACAGCUUUAGCUGUGAAAGAUGUACCAGUAACUCUGGCCUAUAUCUUCUGAGUUCUUCUCAUUUAUCAAUUAAAAAAAGAUUGAAUACAUGAACUGAGCAAGGCUGGACAACACAUUGUCGAGGAACACUGCAAUUCAUGCUGCUCGCAUACACUCAAUCUUCAUAUCUUCAAAAUCAUUAUACUCUCAACUUCAUAUUUCAAUUCCAUACCCGUUUUCAGAUGAUACAAGUGCAGAGUCCUCAUAAUGGACUGUACUGUUACCAUGGUUACUCUCUGUAGAGCAGGUCCUCAUGACUCCCCGAGACAUGAGCAAACCA